Molecule: messenger RNA, 1051 nt
Organism: Striga hermonthica
Lineage: Eukaryota; Viridiplantae; Streptophyta; Magnoliopsida; Lamiales; Orobanchaceae
Source: the annotation of a GenBank genome assembly
AUGGGUAGACAAACCCUAGCUUCUUCAUUUUCAUCCACCAGCGGCAGCGGCGGCGGCGGCGGCGGCGGCGGCUCUAUCAGUCCGCCGCCGCUGGAAGACGCGUGGUAUAGUACUUACCUGAAGCUGCUUCCUCAAUGGCAGUCGCUAUGCUCGGGUAGCCAGCAAAUGAUCCGUAUCGAGAUAUCUAGAGUAAAUCAGUUUGAUGCUGCUCGUCUAGAUGUUGAAAUGUCGGCCAUGUUGAAAGAACAGUUGGUUAAAAUAUUUUCUUUGAUGAAGCCAGGAAUGCUUUUUCAAUACGAACCCGAACUUGAUGCUUUUCUUGAGUUUCUUAUAUGGAGAUUUUCCAUCUGGGUUGAUAAGCCUACUCCUGGUAACGCUCUCAUGAAUUUAAGGUAUAGAGAUGAACGUGCAGUUGAAGCAAGAGGAAAAGUUAGAACGGGACUCGAAGGCCCAGGAUUAACUGUUUCUCAGAAAAUUUGGUACUGUAUUGCUUCAGUAGGUGGUCAGUAUAUUUGGGCCCGCCUUCAAUCAUUUUCAGCCUUCCGUAGAUGGGGCGACACAGACCAGAGGUCUAUAGCUCGUCGAAGUUGGUUUCUGCUACAACGCAUAGAAGGAUUUUACAAGACUGCAUCUUUUGGAAACCUACUCCUAUUUCUUUUGACUGGAAGAUAUAGGAGUCUUAUUGAAAGAGCCUUACAGGCAAGACUAGUCUACGGGAGCCCUCAUAUGAACCGAUCUGUAAGCUUUGAGUACAUGAACCGGCAGUUGGUAUGGAAUGAAUUCUCGGAAAUGCUGUUGCUGCUGCUUCCUCUUUUAAAUUCAUCAUCUGUUAAAAAAAUUCUCAGUCCGUUCUCAAAAGAUAAAUCUUUUAACUCCGAAGGAGAUGAUGCAUUAUGUCCCAUCUGUCAGACGACCCCUACCACUCCAUUUUUGGCAGUCCCAUGUCAGCACAGGUACUGCUACUACUGUCUUCGAACGAGGUGUACUGCAGCCGUGUCCUUCCGGUGCACCCGAUGCAAUGAGCCGGUUGUAGCUAUGCAACGACACGGAG